Messenger RNA from Achroia grisella, 1322 nucleotides. RefSeq lists its product as uncharacterized. Gene Ontology annotation, biological process: sensory perception of taste. The transcript is spliced from 4 exons. Gene Ontology annotation, cellular component: membrane. Lineage: Eukaryota; Metazoa; Arthropoda; Insecta; Lepidoptera; Pyralidae. The record is from RefSeq and is a predicted model, not a curated record. The coding region runs from base 9 to 1322 and encodes 437 amino acids.
AGUUAUAAAUGAACUGUAACCCUAUGUGGUCUUCUGUAAAAUUGAAUGUCCGGAGAAAUCAAAUACGUGACGUCAUGAUAUCGAAAAAAGUCGACAAUGCAGAAUACGCAUAUCAUGUAUUAGCUCCUUUAAAUACUUUACUAAAGAUAUUUUCUUUAAAUUGUAACUUGGGUUUCAAAACAUCGUUUGAUAAUUUUUGUAUUUUAUUUAAGUAUGCGCUAACAGCAACAGUUUUGGGUGUAAUAAAUUUUUUCACUCUGUAUUAUAAAAUGACAAAUGUAUACAUUCAACUUAAUGCCUCAAUUAAAUUUACUGACUUGGUGCAAGUGGUUUUCGAUUAUUUUCAAUAUCUAGUUGAUUUGUACAACGUGUACAAAUAUGGAAGACAAGUGAGCGUCGAAUAUUAUAAACAAUAUAGUAACAUUGAUAAGAUUCUUGGUGUCACAUACUAUCCAGCAAUUAGGGAGAACAUAGUGAAAAGUAUCGUUUUCUUCCUAAUCACCUGGUUUGUUAUAUCAGCGUGUGACUUCGUUGCAUGGGUUCUUAGCUUCGGGUGGAUAACGCCUAUAAUGUAUUCUGUUUCCUACAUUUUUCUUUUCAUCAAAAUAUUGACCACAUUGGACCUGUCUGCGCAAGCUAUGCAAAUUGAAUGCCGCUUGCGAAGUAUUUGUGAUCUACUUCAGCAUUAUUAUUAUUUGCUUGAACCAUUACCGGGUUCAACGACUGAUUUAUUAAAUAACGAAAAUUGGUUUUAUUCGGAUGCGUGUUCGCGAGUCACUAAAUUAUUAUCAAAGAAGAAUGUAAUAAAAAAGCCGUCGUGUAGUAGCGAUCAUGAAGUAAAAUGGCUGUGUAGAUGUUAUGUAAUGCUCAUGGAACAGUCAAACUUUAUUAAUAGUAUGUUUGGGAUUAGGUUUUUACUGAAUAGUCUGAGUUUACUUAUUGACAUGAUAAGAUUUAUGAAUCUAACUGUCAGGAUGUUAAUUGGAUCACAGCAUACCACCUAUGACUCCGGUUAUUUACCAGCGGUGUUCAGCUUACUGCGUCUAUUGAUGUGUAUUGCUAUAUUGGUACACUUAGUACACAACUGUGAGAAGGUCUAUCGACAAACCGACAAUAUUCUUAAUAUUGCUGACCAUCUCCUUCUUAAUAGGCAACCAGAUGACAAGUUACGUGAAGCGGUGACCGAACUUCGGGACCUUAUACGAUCGCGGCCCAUCUCUUUCAACAUGGCUAAUUUCUUUAGCUUAAACUACUCUAUGCUUUUAUCUGUUGCUUCGGUAGUAGUAACAUACACAAUCAUAUUGUUACAAACUACGAAUUAA